UUGCUGGGAUACAAAUGAGCAUGGUGGUCCCUGGUGGGUUAUACGAAUACCAAUUUUAAUUUCUAUUAUAGUGAAUUUUAUACUUUUCAUUAGUAUUAUCAGAAUCUUACUGCAGAAGUUAAGAUCUCCAGAUGUUGGAGGAAAUGACCAGUCACAGUACAAGAGACUUGCAAAAUCCACGUUGUUGCUUAUUCCAUUAUUUGGAGUUCACUACACAGUGUUUGCUUUAUUUCCUGACCGCAGUUCCAAUAGUUAUAAAAUAAUCUUUGAGUUGUGUUUGGGAUCUUUUCAGGGGUUGAUUGUUGCAGUCCUGUAUUGCUUUUUGAACAGUGAAGUGCAGGGGGAGCUGAAAAGGAAGUGGCGCAGUCUGUGCUGGAAGCAGACAGCAGGCAGAGACUACAGACUCCACAGCUCUUCAAUUUCUCGAAACGGAUCAGAAAGUGUUUCUCAGCUCCACCGGAAUUCAAGGGCUCACUCGUUUAUGCAGACAGAGACCACCAUGAUAUAAAUGAGCUAGGUCCCCAAAACAUGAAAAACCGUGGGAUGUAUCAUUCAUUAUGCAGCUUGAUGUGAUAUUUUAUAAAAUGUACAGUUUAGUGCUUUGCUUUUCUACAUGUUGGUGUCUGGGAAAUUGGUUUGUGCAGCCAACCUGUUGAUAACAGAGAAACCUGCCCCAUGGGUGCUUUCUGUUUUCCUUAAAUGGUAUUCAUAUUAAUUCUGAUGUUCUCUUGCAGUUUACUAGCCAUAACAAUUCAAAAUUCAAAAAACUUAUUUACCAGGAUGGUCCCUUUACCCUCCAACGUGGCUGCAAGAUUGAUGCAUGGUGUCCUGUUCAAUGCAGACUGCUUUGGCACAUGUUGUAAGGGUUAAGAUGAGAAGCAAGAAAAUUUCUUAACACUUUAUUUUUACCUAAGGAAACAUUUUUUUCCUUAAGGAUUAGGAAAUUCCUUUCUAAUUGUGGAAAAUAAAAAUAAAGAAAUCUAAUUGACUGCAGUGGGAGUUCAGUGUGCUAAUCCAGGAAAUCAUGGACAU
Messenger RNA from Acanthisitta chloris (rifleman), 1032 nucleotides. RefSeq names its product vasoactive intestinal peptide receptor 2 (gene VIPR2). Lineage: Eukaryota; Metazoa; Chordata; Aves; Passeriformes; Acanthisittidae. The annotation marks the transcript as partial. Gene Ontology annotation, cellular component: plasma membrane. The record is from RefSeq and is a predicted model, not a curated record. Gene Ontology annotation, molecular function: G protein-coupled peptide receptor activity; peptide hormone binding; vasoactive intestinal polypeptide receptor activity. Gene Ontology annotation, biological process: cell surface receptor signaling pathway; adenylate cyclase-modulating G protein-coupled receptor signaling pathway. The transcript has 5 exons.